AUGUAUCUCAAUCUCGCGGUAGUGGCCUUGGCCGCUACGACUCUGCUCGCUCCCGCAGCCGCUCUCUCGCCUCAGGAUGUCCCGGCCGAUCUCCCAGUCUCGCAUCUGCUCUCCUCGGCCCAGGAGCAUCUGUCCCGCGGCGAGACGAGCGAGGCCCUGAUCUACUACGACGCCGCCAUCGCUCGCGACCCCACAAACUACCUGACCGUCUUCAAGAGGGCCACGGCCUACCUUUCCAUCGGCAGGACCACGCAGGCGACCGACGACUUCAACAGGGUGCUGACCCUCAAGCCUGGGUUUGAGGGUGCCCAUUUGCAGCUUGCCCGGCUCCGGGGAAGGUCCGGCGACUGGGAUAUCGCAAAGAACGAGUACCGCUCUGCCGGCCUGGCACCCGACUCCGCGGAGGUGAAGGAGCUCGAGGAGGCGAAGCUGGCUGCCGCACUGGCGACCAUGGCUGAGAAGGCCCAGAAGUGGGAAGAGUGUGUCAAAGCCUCCAGCAAUGCCAUUGCGAUUGCCAGUCGCUCCGCCCACCUUCGUGAGCUCCGAGCCCACUGCCGCUUCGAGCACGGUGAUGUUGAGGAGGGUCUGAGCGAUCUGCGACAUGUGCUGCACCUGAGGCCCGGAGACAUCUCUCCCCAUGUCGUCAUCUCGGCGACCUCGUUUUACGGCCUGGGCGAUAUGGAGAGUGGUAUCGGGCAGAUCAAGAAGUGUCUUCAGUCCGACCCAGACUCCAAGGUCUGCAAGAAGCUGCACAAGCAGGAGAAGAAGGUUGAGAAGGCGUACAAGAAGAUCCAGGGUCAACUGAGCCGGGGACAGCCCACGACGGCAGGAAGAUCGUUGGUCGGUACUGCUGACGAGCCCGGUCUGCUUCCCGAAGUUCGCAAGCAAAUGGAGGCGCUGGUUGAGAAUAAGAGCAUCCCCAAGACGGCUCGAUCACCACUGGUAGACGAGUUGGUUGAGCUGACUUGUCAAGCGUACACCGAGUCGAGUCACAGGGAUGCCGCCAAGUACUGCGAGGAAUCACUCAAGCUGAACGCCGACUCCUUCUGGGGCAUGCUUCACCACGCCAAGGUCCAGCUCAAGAAGGAACUGUACGAGGCUGCCAUCGAGACCCUCCAGAAGGCCUCUGAGCUGCGCCCCGAUCGUCGAGACAAGGUCAACCCCAUCCUCGAAAAGGCACAGAUUGCCCUCAAGCGCAGCAAGUCCAAGGACUACUACAAGGUCCUCGGCGUGGCCAACGACGCCGACGAGCGCCAGAUCAAGUCGGCCUACCGCAAGCAGUCUAAGAUCUUCCACCCGGACAAGGCGGCCAAGCAGGGCAUUCCCAAGGAGGAGGCCGAGAAGAAGAUGGCGAGCAUCAACGAGGCGUACGAGGUGCUCAGCGACCCGGAGCUGCGCGCGCGCUUCGACCGGGGCGACGACCCCAACUCACAGGAGAGGCCUGGAGGUUUUGGACAGGGCAACCCCUUUGGAAAUGGCCACCAGUUCAUGUUCCAGCAGGGCGGAGGUCCCAACAUCAAGUUCCAGUACGGAGGUUUUGGUUUUUAG
Fusarium keratoplasticum is the source of this 1548-nucleotide messenger RNA. RefSeq names its product J domain-containing protein. Gene Ontology annotation, biological process: protein folding in endoplasmic reticulum. Gene Ontology annotation, cellular component: endoplasmic reticulum. The transcript has 2 exons. Gene Ontology annotation, molecular function: misfolded protein binding; protein-folding chaperone binding. NCBI's taxonomy places the organism in Eukaryota, Fungi, Ascomycota, Sordariomycetes, Hypocreales, Nectriaceae. Bases 1 to 1548 code for a protein of 515 amino acids. The record is from RefSeq and is a predicted model, not a curated record.